CGCAAUGCCGCAAAAGCCCUACCCGUUGCUACUUACUGUUACUUCAUCUUCUUCAGUACGAUGUAGUUUUGCCGCAAAACACAUCCUACACUUUGUUUAUUUAUUUAUUUUAACAAUAAUAACAAUAAAAGUUCGACAAAAAAUGUUGGCUUGUGGCGGCUCUCGCAUCUCUCAUCAAAAUUUGGGUUCACGAUUUUGCUCCACCGGAAUCUUUCACCUCUCUUCUUUCACGGUUAAACCUCCCUCCUACGCUACCGCCACCGUCGCCGCGAUUGUUGAUAAUAAUUCUCAUAAUCCUCGAUUUCAUCCUCGAUUUGUUUCUUCCUCUAGUCUUCAAUCCAAAUCCCCCGGCGACAUUCCUUUUCCCCCCGUCUCCUUCAGCCAACGAGAAGACGAGCAUGAGAAGCCCUCUGAAGCACUAUCCUCAGUGGCAGGAGGGAUAGUGGCAUUGGGAAAAUUUGAUGCUCUUCACAUUGGUCAUAGAGAACUUGCAAUUCAAGCAUCAAAGGUUGGAACCCCAUACCUUUUGUCAUUUGUAGGAAUGGCUGAAGUUCUUGGUUGGGACCCUAGGCCACCCGUAGUUGCACAAUGUGAUCGUGAGCGUGUUCUUUCCUCUUGGGCUCCAUAUUGUGGUAAUGUGGCUCCCAAGGAAUUCCAGGUACAGUUUAUGAGCGUUAGGCAUCUUAGUCCGAGGCAGUUUGUAGAGAAGUUAGCGAGGGAGCUCGGAGUUUGUGGAGUUGUGGCAGGUGAAAACUAUCGCUUUGGCUAUAAAGCUGCUGGUGAUGCCUCAGAAUUGGUGAGACUCUGUGAUGAGUUUGGUAUGGGUGCUUACAUAAUAAAUUCUGUCAUGGACAGGCACCAAGAUGCAAGAAAUAUGAACCGUUUAGAUUUAAAAGACAGGGGACAAGUAUCAUCUACCCGUGUUCGGCAGGCUUUAGCUGAAGGUGACAUGAAAUACGUGUCAGAGCUUCUAGGCCGCCCGCAUCGUUUAUUAUUGACGAUUAAAGACUGGGAAAGCUUAACUAGUACUAGCAGUACACAAAGGAUGUCAGCACCAAGAUCUUCUUUGCUAAAUCUACCACCAAAAGAUGGUUUUUACGAGAACUGUUCUCUUUUAUUUGGAGAACAAAAUGCAGUAACAUGUAGAGUGUCUAUCGACACAUCGCAUAUCCAUCUAGAGAUGGAUCGGGUAGAUUUUUGUGAUAAUGACUAUUCUCAAAAAUCACAGGUCUUGGGUAUUGAAUUUGGUGAAUUAAAGAGUUAAUUUCGCUUAGUUCAUUUCAGGAAAGUACUUGAUGGGUGAGAACUCUCAGCCAGGUUUAAGAGCAAUUACCAUAUACGUAUAUCCCCCAUAUGAGAGGAUCUGUAUUUCUUUAUCAGUUAAAUCAUUGAAUAUAGGAUUCAUAUCAAAUUUGUUAUGGUGGAAAUGAAUUAUGUUUUCCUCUCGCAGGAACUGCUUUCAUUCAA
Gossypium raimondii (Peruvian cotton) is the source of this 1467-nucleotide messenger RNA. RefSeq names its product FAD synthetase 2, chloroplastic. The coding region runs from base 5 to 1264 and encodes 419 amino acids. Gene Ontology annotation, molecular function: FMN adenylyltransferase activity; protein C-terminal S-isoprenylcysteine carboxyl O-methyltransferase activity. Gene Ontology annotation, biological process: riboflavin biosynthetic process; C-terminal protein methylation. NCBI's taxonomy places the organism in Eukaryota, Viridiplantae, Streptophyta, Magnoliopsida, Malvales, Malvaceae. The transcript is spliced from 5 exons. The record is from RefSeq and is a predicted model, not a curated record. Gene Ontology annotation, cellular component: endoplasmic reticulum.